AAAAAAAAAACACAACCUUCUGUACCCAAAAAAAAAACAGAGAGAAAAGACAGAAAAACCAAAAAAAAAGAAGAAAAAAGAAAAAUAAACAAAUUUUCUUUUAUUUUUUUUUCUUCUAUAACACUUACACUUUCUCUUGUUGUUUUGUAUGAAAAUGGGAGCUAAAGAUACGGCGGCGCUAGAGACACAGUCUAUCGAGGAAGAUUUCGACCAGCCAUCUCCUCUCCGUAAGAUCAUCUCCGUCGCUUCCAUCGCCGCCGGUGUACAGUUCGGGUGGGCCCUGCAGCUCUCUCUCCUCACUCCUUACGUACAACUUCUCGGUAUCCCUCACAAAUGGUCCUCCCUCAUCUGGCUAUGCGGUCCCAUCUCCGGCAUGAUUGUUCAACCUAUCGUAGGUUACUACAGCGACAGGUGCACGUCGAGAUUCGGUCGCCGUCGUCCUUUCAUCGCCUCCGGAGCCGCCUUGGUCGCCGUCGCCGUGUUCUUGAUCGGUUACGCCGCCGACAUCGGGUACAAAAUGGGUGACAAGCUCGAGCAAACGCCGAGGGUUCGAGCCAUAGGGAUCUUCGCUCUCGGGUUCUGGAUCCUCGACGUUGCCAACAACACUCUUCAAGGACCUUGCCGCGCUUUUCUAGCCGACUUAGCCGCGGGAGACGCUAAAAGAACGCGAGUCGCAAACGCGGUUUUCUCCUUCUUUAUGGCGGUUGGAAACGUUUUGGGGUACGCGGCUGGUUCCUACACGAACCUACACAAAAUGUUCCCGUUCGCGAUGACAAACGCUUGCGAUAUAUACUGCGCGAAUCUCAAGAGCUGUUUCUUCUUGUCCAUCACGCUCCUCCUCAUCGUCACCGUCACGUCUCUUUGGUACGUUAAAGAUAAACAAUGGUCUCCUCCGCAGGUUAACCCCGGUGAGGAGAACACUAAGACCGUUCCUUUCUUUGGAGAAAUCUUUGGAGCGUUUAGAGUCAUGGAACGUCCCAUGUGGAUGCUUUUGAUCGUCACGGCUCUUAACUGGAUCGCAUGGUUCCCGUUUCUUUUGUUCGAUACUGAUUGGAUGGGACGUGAAGUGUACGGUGGAAGUUCACAAGGAGACGAUAGAAUGAAGAAACUGUACAACGAAGGAGUACACUCUGGUGCGUUGGGACUUAUGUUUAACUCUAUUGUUCUUGGUUUCAUGUCACUUGGUGUUGAGUGGAUUGGUCGGAAAGUGGGUGGAGCUAAACGGCUUUGGGGCAUUGUGAACUUCAUUCUUGCUGUUGGUUUGGCCAUGACGGUUCUUGUUACAAAGUUGGCGGCGGAUUACCGGAAAAUCGCCGGUCCUUAUGCCGGACCGUCGCCCGGUAUUAGAGCUGGAGCGUUGAGUCUAUUUGCUGUUCUUGGUAUCCCGUUGGCUAUUACUUUCAGUAUUCCGUUUGCACUAGCCUCCAUAUUUUCAAGCAGUUCCGGCGCCGGCCAAGGGCUUUCUUUAGGAGUUCUAAAUUUGGCGAUCGUGAUACCACAAAUGAUAGUAUCACUAGGAGGAGGACCUUUCGACGCACUCUUUGGCGGUGGAAACCUACCGGCAUUUGUACUGGGAGCAAUCGCAGCGGCGAUCAGUGGAGUAUUAGCGUUUACCGUUUUACCUUCACCGCCUCCGGACGCACCUGCCUCUUCAGGAGCCAUGGGAUUCCAUUAGUUUUACUUCUUAUGUUUUAAUUUUCUUAUAAACCUCAUCAUCAAAUACAGCACUAUACUUCAAAAUUGCAAAACCCAAAAAAAUAUAAAAAAAUAAUGCAUAAUAACCUUGGGUUGUCUGUAUUUCACUCUUUCCGUUUAGUUUCUUGUUCUUGUUACCGAUUAUCAAUUUAAAAUAGAUUUUGUUUUCUUUU
Brassica oleracea var. oleracea is the source of this 1868-nucleotide messenger RNA. RefSeq names its product sucrose transport protein SUC1-like. The coding region runs from base 149 to 1675 and encodes 508 amino acids. The record is from RefSeq and is a predicted model, not a curated record. Lineage: Eukaryota; Viridiplantae; Streptophyta; Magnoliopsida; Brassicales; Brassicaceae. Gene Ontology annotation, biological process: sucrose transport. The transcript has 3 exons. Gene Ontology annotation, molecular function: sucrose:proton symporter activity. Gene Ontology annotation, cellular component: plasma membrane; vacuole.